UUAUAAACUCUUUUGUUUCAGAAACUUAAAACAUCUAGGUAAAAAAGAAAACAAAAAAUAAUAUAUUCAUCAUGUUUUUUAAGUAAAGUUUAACAACUAUGGAUGGUGUCGGCGUUGAUGAUAAAUUAUCCGAUCGUUUAUUGCCGCAAGUAAGUAUUUUUUCGAACAAAAAGGAUCACACAUCAAUAGAUUUCUUAGAAAUAAACGACUCCGGCCAAAAGUGUUUUGGCCAACGAUCUGAUGUUGAACGUGUUUUAGACACUCGCUGCAUUUGUUUGCGAUCAAAAUGUUUACAUUUAUCUGGAACGCUUAUACUUUUAUGCAUAAGUGGUAUUGUACUAGUAUUUUUUUUUAGAAGGUAUAUAAACGAACUAUUAGAAUGGCUUCAACACCUAGAUGGCAGGGUUAGCGGCCUUUUGUUUGUUUUAAUGUUCACCAUAGUUUCUUUUCCAAUGACUUGGGGCUAUAUUCUUCUUAAUGUAGCUGCAGGAUAUUUAUACGGAUUUUUUAUAGGUCUUGCUACAGUUACUGUUUCAGUUUUAAUUGGGGUUACAACAUCUUUAAUCAUUUGUAGACUUUUUAUUAGAGGUUUUCUAAAAUCGAAAUUAGAAUCUGAACACUUAAAAGCAAUAAUCAGAGUGGUUGAAAGCAGACGUGGCUUUAAAGUUGUAUUUCUGACACGUUUGACUCCAAUACCGUUUGGUUUGCAAAAUGGUCUUUUUGCUAUUACUAAUAUGGACCUUUCCAAGUGUCUGAUUGCUUCUUUUGCCGGAUUGUUACCAACUCAAGCAUUAAAUGCGUAUAUGGGUUCCUCAUUGCGAACAAUAGAAGAUGUUGUACAUCAUAAUUCUCCAGGAGGAUAUUUCAUUUUUGCUAUUCAGGUUGGCAUUAGCGGAUUUCUAAUGUGGUACGUCAUCCGUCGUGCUAGGUAUGAACUAAAUAAAGCCUGUUUAGCGUCAGACUACGAAAAGGCACUUGAUGAUCUUUCCGCGUCAAAUAAAGGCUUGCUGAAAGUUACUAGUAGUGUUUUUGAAAGUAAAAAACCGUUCACGGAAAAUUUUGUAAAUGGCGAUAAAAUAAGUAAAAAAGGUCACAAAAGAGCACAAUCGGCUUCUGCAGUUCUUUACGCACUAGAUAAUGAUACCUUUUAAGAAUGAAAUUUUUAUGAAUUAGUACCAAUCAUUUUGAUGGUUUAAUUGUGUCGAAUCAUUUAAAAGUCUUUGCUAAAUUUGUGAAGGAAAAAAAAAAGCUCUCUUUAAAAAUAUAUAGUUAUGAUAUAUUUAGAAAACUAUGUAAAUAAUUUUUUUAUAUUUUGAAAUCUUCAGAGUUUAUAAUCUUUGAAAAUUAUGUAUUAGAUGAUUAGAAAAUUGAUUAAUAGUUGAAUAACUGAAUUGAA
Hydra vulgaris (swiftwater hydra) is the source of this 1396-nucleotide messenger RNA. RefSeq names its product transmembrane protein 64. The record is from RefSeq and is a predicted model, not a curated record. Gene Ontology annotation, cellular component: endoplasmic reticulum. Gene Ontology annotation, biological process: regulation of cytosolic calcium ion concentration. NCBI's taxonomy places the organism in Eukaryota, Metazoa, Cnidaria, Hydrozoa, Anthoathecata, Hydridae.